ACCCGUCCGAAACAGACACUCCCACCACAAGAUGCACGUAAAAAACAGCGAUACGGAAUCUCCUCCAUCGCAGGAUAAGGUGCCUUCGUCCUGAACAUCGUCGUUCUUCCAUUCCCAACCUCCAGUUUCCACUCCAUCGUGAUGGCAGCCAAAUGCUACUCAGACUGGCCUCCCCUCCCCCCUCUCCAUCCAUCGAGACGAACAUCGCCCAGCACCUCCCUCUGCACGAUCAAGCGGCAGCUCGCAACUUUCGUCCUGCACUGCUCCAGGUCCUGCGCUUCCCCUGUUCUUGAGCCCAAGAAUUUCUCCGGUGAGCUCCAUGUCUUGUCUGCUCCGUCGCCGGCGCCGCCGGCGCCCGUGCCGCCGGUUCGGGACGCUCCGAAGCUCGGCAUCUCCAACAAGUUCAUCCGAGGCCUCUGCAGCGACCGGCAGACCGAGCAGCUCGCCUUUGAGUGCUAUAGGCGGGCUCUGCAGCAGCCGGAGUUCCGGCCGGACAAGAAGACGAUGAACGCGCUGGUGGUGCAGCUGCUCAGGGCCAAGCAGUGGAGCUCGCUGGGGCUUCUGGUCGAAGAUCUCAGGGCCUACGGUGUGCUCCCGGAGAGACGGACGUGCGCGCGGCUCGUGGCGAGCUGCGUCAGGGCGAGAAAGUUCGGUCUCGCCGACGUGGUGCUCGAGGUUCUCGAGGGGAAGAAGGGCCCAACCGCCGCCGUGUGCUUCAGCUCGGCGUUGCAGGCUUACAACAAGCUGCACAUGUACCGGAGCACGGUGCUGCUGUACGAGCGGAUGAAGGCGGCCUGCCUGUCGGUGAACGCCGACGCCUACCGCGCCGUUAUGGCGGCGUUGGGGGCGUUGGGCGAGCCGGACCUGGUGGCAUCGCUGUUCAAGCAGUACAAGGCUCGGAAAUGGUACCCCUCUGAAACCUGUCUCGAGACCUACACCAUCGCCUGCGACGCGCUGGGACGGGCAGGCAGGGCCUUGGAUGCGCUCAAGUGCCUGCGAGAGAUGGAGGCGGACGGCAUCUCGCCGAACGCCGCGAUCUACUCCUCGGUCAUCGGCGCUUUGGCAGAUGCCCGAGAGACGGCGUCGUCGGAAGACGUGUACCAUGAGGCGUGGAGGAAAGAUAUGCUGCGAGAUCCGGACAUGUUCCUGAAGAUGAUCAUCAUGCAGGUCGAGACCGGGCUGCUGGAGGACACGCUCGGCGUUGCGAAGGACAUGAGGGAGAUCGGCUUGAGGGUCACCGACUGCAUCAUGUCCACGAUUGUCAAUGGCUUUGUGAAGAGGAGAGGCCUGAAGCCAGCCAUCAGAGCUUAUGACAAGCUGAUCGGCUUAGGGUGUGAGCCUGGUCAGGUCACCUACGCCUCGGCGAUCAACGUGUACUGCCGGCUCGGCCGGAGCGACAGGGCGGAGUCCGUCUUCUCCGAGAUGAUCGACCGGGGCUUUGACAAGUGUGUGGUGGCAUAUGGUAAUAUGAUCUCCAUGUAUGGGCAGAUCAGGAGAGCGUCGGACGCCACGAGGCUGCUCGCGCUGAUGAAGCAGAAGGGGUGCGAGCCCAAUGUCUGGGUGUACAACUCCCUCCUGGACAUGCGUGGCAAGCUUGGAGAUUCCAGGCAGGCUGAGAAGAUCUGGAAGGAGAUGAUGCGGCGCAAGGUCCAGCCUGACCGGGUGAGCUACACGGCCAUCAUCGGCGCGUUCAACCGGUCGGGAGAGCUUGAUCGCUGCAUUGAGUUCUACCAGGAGUUCAAGGAGACUGGGGGGAAGGCUGACAAGACCCUGGCUGGUCUCGUGGUAGGGGUGUUCUGCAAAACCAGCCGGUUCAACGAGCUUGUCCAGCUGCUGAGGGACAUGAAAAUGCAGGACAUAAAGCUGGACAGGAGGUUGUACACGAUCGUCCAGAACAGCCUCCGAGAAGCCGGACUGGAGGUUCAUGUGAGGUGGCUCCAAACUUAUUUCAGUUCAAUGGAGGAGAAAACUUGAUGUCACACUCCAGGAGUGGGUUCCUGGUGUUCAUCUUCAGCACCGGAACAUGGCGAUUGGGUGUCUUGAAAAGGCACUGCUCUGUAAAUUUGAAGCAAAAUAGGUAAAUAUUUGCUUGCCCGAUGCUCCUUGAAGCUUACAUGCUUGCGUUCCUCAGGCUCAGUCCUUCCCUGCAUCAUGAAGCAUUAACACUGUAAAUGUAUUUUAGAAUGUGCGACCUUUGUAUCACCAAAAUGAUCUCAUUCGAGAUUUCUCGGAUAAGCUGUAUAGCUCAAUAAUCAAUUCUGGAUUAAUGUUAAAUGUAAAAUGAUACUCGUGUACAGUUGUACUAUAGCCCACCGUGGAGGCGGAUGUAACUUAACAUUUCACAGAUGCUCACAUUGGGCUUUUUAUAUUAUUAAUUUUUAUUUGAA
Lolium rigidum is the source of this 2387-nucleotide messenger RNA. RefSeq names its product pentatricopeptide repeat-containing protein At5g13770, chloroplastic-like. The record is from RefSeq and is a predicted model, not a curated record. Lineage: Eukaryota; Viridiplantae; Streptophyta; Magnoliopsida; Poales; Poaceae. The coding region runs from base 142 to 1974 and encodes 610 amino acids. The transcript has a single exon. Gene Ontology annotation, molecular function: protein binding.